This is a messenger RNA of Glycine soja, 1183 nucleotides long. Its product is annotated as rac-like GTP-binding protein RHO1. Gene Ontology annotation, biological process: establishment or maintenance of cell polarity; regulation of actin cytoskeleton organization; regulation of cell shape. Gene Ontology annotation, cellular component: plasma membrane; cell cortex; cell projection. NCBI's taxonomy places the organism in Eukaryota, Viridiplantae, Streptophyta, Magnoliopsida, Fabales, Fabaceae. The coding region runs from base 258 to 851 and encodes 197 amino acids. The record is from RefSeq and is a predicted model, not a curated record. Gene Ontology annotation, molecular function: protein kinase binding; GTPase activity; GTP binding. The transcript has 8 exons.
UAAAAGUAAAAAUAAAAAAACAAACAAAAACAUAAACAAACAAUAAUAGUAACAAAGUUGGCAAAGAUUGGUUCGCAUAACGAACGCUUCAACGGCAAAAUUUCUCGGGCUAGAAAGGAACUGUAUUAAUUGGAGGAAGAGAAGAAAUCGGAAGGGUGUGUGUGUGUUGUGUGCUAGGGUGAGUUUUCUAUCAAUCAAGGUCCUCAGGUGAAUGAUCUGAGGGUUUUGUUUUUGAGGUGAGUAAAGGAUAAUUGAAGAUGAGCGCUUCUAGGUUCAUCAAGUGUGUCACUGUCGGGGAUGGAGCCGUGGGCAAAACUUGUUUGCUAAUCUCCUACACCAGCAACACCUUCCCCACUGAUUAUGUGCCAACUGUUUUCGACAAUUUCAGCGCAAAUGUGGUUGUGAAUGGAGCCACUGUUAAUCUAGGAUUAUGGGACACUGCCGGUCAAGAGGAUUAUAAUAGAUUACGACCUUUGAGUUAUCGUGGUGCCGAUGUUUUCAUAUUAGCUUUCUCUCUGAUUAGCAAGGCCAGUUAUGAAAAUGUUUCCAAGAAGUGGAUUCCAGAGUUGAAACAUUAUGCACCUGAUGUUCCCAUUAUUUUGGUUGGCACAAAGCUUGACCUUCGAGAUGAUAAGCAGUUCUUCAUAGACCAUCCUGGUGCUGUACCCAUUACCACCGUUCAGGGAGAAGAACUUAUGAAGCUGAUUAAUGCACCUGCUUACAUUGAAUGCAGUUCGAAAUCACAACAGAACGUGAAGGCAGUAUUUGAUGCAGCCAUAAGAGUUGUCCUUCAACCACCAAAGCAAAAGAAAAAGAAGAGUAAAGCACAAAAGGCAUGUUCAAUAUUGUGAUUCACUAUGUCUAACCUUUUGAUGACAACCAUUUGUUCUACCUAAUGUUGCCCUUCUCUUCUUCCAUUUCUUCAUUUCGUUGAAGAAGUCAGAGUCUUUUGGGUGUUCAUUUGACAUACUCUAGAUCUCCUUGAAGCAUAAGGUGGUUGAUGCUUUGCUUUCUUGGAGUUAUUGUGAAUUCUAAUUGUCAAAUUUGUUUUUUUAUGGUUCUCACCUUUUUAUGAACUUAUGUUUUAUGCAUCAAUACAUUGGAAUAUCCCAGUUAGGAUAGCAUCCUUGUUUGCUCGAAUAUAUUUAAAUAUUUGUAUUUCAUUAUAAUGCUUCCUAUGUUA